AUGAGAAUGAUGUGCCCAACUACGUUUCGAGCGAAGAUGUUGACGAAUAUGCUGCUUUUCGUAGCAUUUCUCGCAUCGCAGGUGUGCCGCGCGGAGAAGACUGCAGACGCAUUGCAGCUCACGAGGAAGGAGGGCCCUGUGGAGUUGCUGCGGCUGGAAAACAUGCGGUGGCAUGCCGCGUGGGGCGCAGGAAACGUUGGCGAAGAUGUUAGUGUCGAGACCCGUCACACGGGAUGGGACGAUUUCGGGGAGGUGCGCAUCACUGAUCCUGCGGGGGAGCGGAUGGUGACCGUAACGAUGCCACUGCAUUUUACGUCGCUUCUGUGCGAGGAGUCGCGGAAAAGUGUCGGCGGAUCCCUGCGCGGACGGUGCACGUUGCGACCCUCCCCCGCACUGUCGCAGAAUGAAUUCUUCUUUGAGUACCGCGUGACGCAAAAAGCCACAGAGGCCGGCGGAGGCGCGGUAACGGAGCCGCAAGUGUCUCAGACGUGCGGGCUCUACGAGGAAAACGCCCGUAGUGGCACCGAGUUGGAGGUUGGCACCGUCGUAUAUGAUGCGAAGAAGAACGUCGGUGAGGACCAAACUUUUGUCAUUUUAAUUUGGCUUAAGCCCACACGCGCCGCUCAGGAUCAGGUGGCGUGGCUGUCUGGUGCGCUGAGGCUCACGGGGGUGUCCAUGGAUGUGGAGGAGCGGCGCCAUUGGAUGCGACGGGCAGCAUCGACAGUUGCGGGGCGCUGGGGGUGUCCUCUGCUGGCCGUGCUGGUGUUGUAUGGCGCCCUCUGGACUCUAGAAAAAAUUGUCGCCCGCCGACACCCACAGUCUGCGAAGCCUAAGCAUGACUAG
This is a messenger RNA of Trypanosoma rangeli, 843 nucleotides long. RefSeq lists its product as uncharacterized. Lineage: Eukaryota; Euglenozoa; Kinetoplastea; Trypanosomatida; Trypanosomatidae. The transcript has a single exon. The record is from RefSeq and is a predicted model, not a curated record. Bases 1 to 843 code for a protein of 280 amino acids.